AUGGGUAAUUGUAAUUUUAAUUCAAAUGAGAAAAUCACAUUGCUAAAUGGAAGACUUAAAUAGAUGAAAUUGCUUACUGACAGAGGAGACUACUCUAUCUAUGAACACAUUGAAGAGGAGAAAUAAUAUGAAUAUUGGGUAUGGAAAUCAGAAAAAGUCACUUUUGAAGAAGCUGAACUAACUGCUUAAGAUAUUCGAUCAUGCGAAUCGAUAACCAAAAUCCAUUAUCACUCAAGAGGUUAUAUAUCUGAAACCUUUACUAAACAAUACAUAUUUGCCAUACUUAUGGAACAUCCUACCUUCAAUUUAUGGGAGUAUUUAUAUAGACAAAAAAUACUCUCCUAAAAUUAGAUCAUAAAUAUGGUAGUUAACAUCAUAGAGGCACAAAGAACAUUAAGAGAUAGUUAUUAAUAUUUGGGGUUCUAAAAUAUAUAUACGAAAGAUGGGAAUUAGUGGAUGCUUAAACCUUUCUAAUAAAAAAAAUCCUUUGUGACCAAUAAUAAACAAUUUGAAGGUUAUCCAGCUCCAGAAGAGUUAAUGAAUAUUAAAUUUGAUGUUGAAAGGGCUACUGUUUUUGGUUUUGGGAUGUUAAUGUUACAUUUAAUUUUAAGUAAUUUCUCAUUCUAAUUUAAAAUUAGAUAAAAGUAAUCAGGAUUUAUAUAUGGCAUCCAGUAUUGACUAGAAUGCCUUAAGUCUUAGAAUCCAAGAAUUAUUAUAGAAGUAAAAUUAUGAUCAAGAGUUCUUAAAAAUAAUUGGUGAGAUGCUAACUAUUGAUCCAAAUUAUAGACCUGAUUAUACAAAGUUAGUUAUUUUAUUAGCAAUCAAAAACAUUGGAUUGUCACCUCAAUAAUAGAAUCACUUGUCAUAAGUUUUAAAUUAAAGUUAAAGGAGCAAGAAAAGUGAAAUCCUUAAUGGAUUAGUUUCAGUACCUAUAGAAAAAGAGAACUAUAUCAUUAAAUUACUUAGCAGUCAAUAAUAGAUGAAAAAAAUAGGUGAAGAAGAAGAGGAAUCAAUGAGUAUAAUAAAUUUUACUUAUUUAGAUUCUGCAAAUAAAUAAGUUGAAGAAGUCAUAAAUACUUACUCUGUCAUUUAUUAUAAUAAUCAUUUGACUUUGAAUGAAUCUUUUGAUUACAACGAUUUUACUAGUGUGAUGAAUUAUGCAACUAGAUAUGAGGGAUAUGUUAAAAACAAAAAGUAUAAAUAUACUUAAAUUAUAGAAAACAUGGUUCAGGAACAUUGUAUUUAUCAAACUAUGAAUAUUUUUAAGGAAAUUUUGUAAAUGAUUUAAUAGAAGGUUAAGGGCAAUUUUAUACUCUCAAUAAGAGUACUGUGAGAGGAGUAUGGAAGGCUCAAAUACUUUAGGCGAGGUUAUCAAUUUCUAGAUUCAAACCCUUAUUCUAGUAACAUUAAUAAAUGAGUGAUAAAAGUAAUGAGAGAACACAGGUUUAAAGUGUAGUAGAAGAUGUAGCUGAGGAAAUAUGGUAUUCAAAUGUUGCUCCGAUAUUUGAUGCAUCUACUUAGUUUCAUUCUGAUAAUAAAUAAUAUAAAACAUAAUAGAGUGAUCAAAUUACAUUUCAUUCAACUGUAGAUUUAAAUAAUCGCAGAUAAGGUAAAUAUCAUAAUUAAACUCAGGUUACAUAUCAAAUGAAGAAGGAAUUGUCAUAUAUGCUGGCUUAUUUUGUGGUAAUCAAUAUGAUGGUUAUGGAGUACUCAAGAAUCUUAAUUAUGAAUAGAUUGAUUUUGUAGAUCAUUUGAAUUUAAACUUAGCUAGCAAAGCGUGGGUUAAAUAUGAUGGCCAAUUCAAAAUGGGAAAGUAAAUAAUUAUAAAAACAAAUUAGAAAAAAUGGGAAUGGCACUUUACACUUUUCUGAUAAGAGCAUCUUUUAAGGAAUAUUUUAAGAUGAUUAAAUAUCUGGAAUGGGAUAAUUUAUUAAUUCAAGAAAUGAGGUUAUAAAUGGUAGAUGGAUCAAUGGAUUAUAUCUAUAAGAGACUAAAUGA
Molecule: messenger RNA, 1998 nt
Organism: Paramecium octaurelia
Lineage: Eukaryota; Ciliophora; Oligohymenophorea; Peniculida; Parameciidae
Source: the annotation of a GenBank genome assembly